This is a messenger RNA of Ochlerotatus camptorhynchus, 7536 nucleotides long. RefSeq lists its product as uncharacterized. NCBI's taxonomy places the organism in Eukaryota, Metazoa, Arthropoda, Insecta, Diptera, Culicidae. Bases 575 to 6982 code for a protein of 2135 amino acids. The record is from RefSeq and is a predicted model, not a curated record. Gene Ontology annotation, molecular function: nucleic acid binding. The transcript has 3 exons. Gene Ontology annotation, biological process: DNA integration.
CCGUCGGUAACUAGAGCGUCGGUGCCCCCACUCGACGCCACAUCACUGCGCGCCACACCUGGCGCUGGCGAAGGGAUCGGCUGCGAUACCAAGGAUAGACAACAAACCAAUCAGACAAAAGAAGAUACUAAUUACAUGAUAUAGUGAAGGUCUAUUAUUAAAAUCUAAAUUCGUCCUAUAAUCUAGUGCUAAAACCUAAGUUAAUCUAUCUAGUGUUUAUACCUUGACCGUAAAUACUAAAUUCAAGAUAAGGUUACAACUACGGCUAGAAACUAAGGAGAAAUUAGUGCUAUACUAUAAAUACUACAAACUACUGCUAGAUCUACACAAGUGAACGCUAAAGCUGCGCAUAGCUAGGGAUGCUCAAGACGCAUUCGGAGUAUUAUGUGGAAGAGAAGUUGAAUUGCUAAAAGUAGGUUGAUUAGGGUAAUUAAUUUCGCAUAUGUCUAAUUUGUUAAUUAAUUCCUCUAGGAAUUUAUAACCUCCCUAUUACUCGGUAAUAAACGUUAAUGAAUUCGGCAAAUUCAGGCGACAUCCGCAACUAUUCUUCCAACAUUUUAUAAAUUCUUUUAUAAUGUCGAAGAAGUCGUCCAGCCCUGCAGGCAGCGCCCUUGGAAUGCCAACACCAGGGAUGGUAGGAGAAACUGGAAAAGAUUCUGGGCAGGCAGGUCCACCCGUUGUCAUCGUUUCCCCUCCUAGCACCGAAGGCCACGUAAAUGCUGACGUUUCCAAUAAUAAAAAUCCCCAUUUAACUGGGUCAACGGUACCUAACGCUGUCAAUGUCGGCAAUACCGCCAUCGGUACCGCGAUCGGAGUCAGGCGCAAUCCAAUCCGCGGCGCUCGAAGAAACCGGGAUUACCAGUGUCAGUUGUGUGAAGAGCGUGAUAACGAAGAAAUGGUGCAGUGUGAUGGUUGCGAUCGGUGGUUCCACUUCAUAUGUGUGGAAGUUUCGGAAGAAAUUGCCAAUGUCAGUUGGGUCUGUCCGAACUGUAAGGUCCCACGCAUUCCCCCCACUAGUUUCACCAAUACAACGACCGCACAACAGCAAGUAAAUCCACCCCCGAAGAAAACUACAUCGCUACGGUCAAAGAGCAAGGUCAGCUCCAACACCAGUGGAUCGAGAAGGAUGAAAGAACUCGAGUUGAAGAAACUCGAGGAGGAGUUCGAGUUGGAAAGGCGGUUCCUCGAACGGAAGUACCAACUAAUGAAGGCUUAUGGAAGCGAGACAUCUACGGAGGCUGAUGACGUCGAAGACAACAUGUCCAAGAUCGAGCAGUGGUUAGUCGAAACCGAACUCCACGGUGAAGAUUCUGGAUUAGCAGUAGAGGAGGCAGAUGGGCAAACACCGAACACAUCGGAGAGACCCGAGGAGCACCGAGCUCCGGAUGCCGUCCAGCGUCAGCGAAAUCCACCAAUUCUUCGCAAUGUUCAGCUCGGUCAGCCGCAUCAGAGUUGUCUGUCACAGUCUGUACGACAUACAAAGCAGCCAUUCAUGCAACCGUUGGAUCUAGGUGCUCAAUGCAACCGCUUCUGGCAAAGCUCUCAUCACCCUAAUAUUGGACAACCGCAAUCCAUUCCGACCGCGCAACGAAUACAGUUUGAGCAAUUUUCGGUGAAUGAACGUCGUGCUUCACAUCCCCAGGAUGGAACAGUGUUCAUGCCAGGAACGAUACCGGAUAUGUGCCGUAGCCAUCGUGGUCAAGGGAUUCGGGAGCCAGCAGCUGGUGCGAGAUCUUCCUACGUUCCGGAAUUAAAUCCAAGCACACGAAGUGACGACCAGCGCCAUGACUUGUUCUACCGCCAGCAGAUGCAGCCACAGAGCUGUUCCAGACCAUCUUUCGUCCCUUCGAUGAAUUUGGGUACCCUGGAGGAAGCCAACCAGUUCGUUCCUGGCCAGCGCUCGACACCGAUUCGAUCGGGCAAUCCGAGACCAGGCACACCAGUUACAAUUCCAGAGGAGCAGGUCUGUAUUCUAAAUCGGAGCCAAAUUGCAGCUCGCCAGGCGGUGUCCAAGGAUCUACCUGAAUUCAGUGGAACGUUGGAAGAGUGGCCUUUAUUCUACUCCGUGUUCACGUCGUCCACGCAGAUGUGUGGAUUCACAAAUGAGGAGAACAUGCUGAGACUACGGAAGUGUUUGAAAGGGAAGGCGCUGGAGGCAGUGAGGUGCGAGCUACUUUUUCCUUCAAACGUAGCAGACGUAUUGGGAACGCUAAAGAUGCUCUACGGGCGCCCAGAAGCGAUAGUACAGUCGAUCGUCAAGAAGAUAAGGAACCUGCCUCCACCAAACACGGAAAAGCUUGAGACAGUGGUGAAUUUUGCGUUAACGGUGAAGAAUAUGGUCGCAACAAUCAGAGCAUGUGAGGUCGACGACUUUAUCUUCAACGCAUCUCUCCGAUACGAGCUAGUAGAGCGGCUGCCGUCAUCUUUAAAGCUAGACUGGGCGAGGUAUGCUCGUAACAACCCGAACCCGAAUCUCGCCACGUUCAGUGCUUGGUUGUAUGCAGUAGCGGAAGAUGCAAGUGCUGUUAUGGUGGAUACAGGACGCGAUCAACAAAGGCGGAGUACCAAGAAGGAUGGGUUCCUGAACUUCCACUCCGAGCCAGAAACGAGUGCCGCAAAACCAAUCGAAACGUAUAGCAAGCCAAAGCCGUCCAUACUGAAGGAUCCGAUCAAGGAGCAGUGCGCGGUGUGCAAAGGGAGCUGUCCGUCAGUUGCAAAAUGUACCAGGUUCGAGGGAUUGAGCUACGAUUCGAAGUGGGCGACGGUGAAAGAGUGCAAGCUUUGUCGCAAGUGUCUGCGAAAGCAUAACGGAACAUGCAAGCAACAGAAAAAGUGCGGUACUAACGGAUGUACAUUCCUGCAUCAUCCUCUGCUCCACAAUCUGGAAAAGUACCACGACCCUAAGUCAUCAACGUCGCAAUCAUCUACGAUCUUUCCGUCUGGACCGAAAGGACCGGAGCCGAGCUGCAACGUCCACCAAGGUCAGUCGGCAGUGUUAUUCCGCAUUGUUCCUGUCGUACUAUACGGACCGGAAAAGGCAGUGCAGACCUACGCGUUCAUCGAUGAUGGAUCCGAGCUAACCCUGAUGGAACAAGACUUAGCUAAUGAACUAGGCGUCGAAGGGCCGAGAAAAUCGUUGUGCCUAAAAUGGACCGGCGGAACCCGUAGGGUGGAAAACGAGUCGCAGCAGGUGAAUCUGCAAAUAUCCGGUGUACGAAGCUCGAAGAAGUACGACCUGUCGGGAGUGUACACCAUGUCUUCCCUUCAAAUUCGUCCGCAAACGCUGCUACUUACCGAGAUGCAGAACAAAUAUCCGCACCUGGCUGGACUACCACUCGAAGCGUACGAAGACAUCAGUCCUCGAAUCCUCAUCGGUUUAAACAACGCCAAACUCGGACAUGGAAUCAAAAGCCGGGAGGGAAAGCAGAAUGAGCCAAUCGCAGUGAAGUCUCGCUUAGGCUGGAUGGUGUACGGCAACUGUACCGGAAAGGAAGAGGCGGCCGGAUAUCUGAACUACCACAGUGUCCAAACCUGCGAUUGCAAUCGGGAGAAUGAUGAUGAUCUCCACAAAGCGAUGAAAUCAUACUUCGCGCUUGACAGCCUCGGGGUUGUCAAACCAAACAAGCUACUGCUCUCGCAGGAAGAACAGCGAGCUCGAUCCCUGUUGGAUUCUCUAACCCGCUUAGGAGAUAACCGUUACGAAUGUGGUCUUCUAUGGAAGUACGAGAAUGUCCGACUCCCGGACAGUAAAGCGAUGGCCCUCCGGCGGUGGAAGUGUCUGGAAAAUCGGAUGAUAAAGGAUCCAGCCUUUGCGGACGCGCUGAAGACGAAGAUGCAGGAACACAUCAGCAAGGGUUAUGUUAGGAAGCUGACCGCUGAAGAACUCCGAGAGCCACAUCCACGAGUCUGGUACCUUCCGAUAUUCGUCGUAGAAAACCCUAACAAACCUGGAAAGAUACGCAUGGUAUGGGAUGCUGCAGCCAAGGUCCACGGCAUUUCUCUCAACUCGGUCCUUCUAAAGGGUCCCGAUGAGCUGGCAUCGCUUCUGUCCGUAUUAAUUCGCUUCAGAGAGUUCAAGGUGGCCGUAUGUGGGGAUAUCAGGGAGAUGUUCCAUCAGAUUCUGAUGCGGUAUAUGGAUCAACACUGCCAACGCUUCUUCUGGUUAGACGAAAACGAAAUAGAACCCAGCUUGUAUGUCGUUCAGGUAAUGACCUUCGGAGCCUGCUGUUCACCGAGCAUCGCGCAACACGUCAAGAACGCUAAUGCGAAACGUUUUGAACAGGAUCACCCGGAAGCAGUCGACGCCAUCAUCAAGCGACACUACGUCGAUGACAUGCUGGUAAGCACGGAAACGGAACAGGAAGCUGUGAAACUGGCGCAAGAGGUGAAAGAAAUUCAUGAGCGUGGCGGAUUCGAGAUACGAAACUGGAUUUCGAACUCCAAAAGGGUUCAGGCAACACUUAAAGGUGAAGCAACGGAGGAGAAAAACCUGAACAUCGGUGAGGAACCUACAACGGAGAAGGUGCUAGGGAUGUGGUGGAACACCAUGACAGAUCGUUACACUUACAAAGUAUCAUCCCGAUACGAACAAGCCUUGUUAACCGGAAGCCGUCGACCAACAAAGCGAGAAGUUCUUCGAAUGUUGAUGAUGGUCUACGAUCCGUUGGGAUUUAUCUCACAUCUACUGAUGUUCCUGAAGGUGUUGCUGCAGGAGAUUUGGAGGACAGCGAUCGGCUGGGAUGAUCCGAUUCAAGAUAAGCAGUUCGAAAAAUGGUUGACAUGGCUGGCAGUGUUUCCACAGAUGAGUUCCAUCGAGGUUCCCCGAUGCUACCGAUCCUUGACAUCCGUUGAAGCAGAUAUUGAGAUGCAUACGUUCGUCGACGCCAGUGAGAAUGGGUUUGCAGCGGUCGUCUACCUUCGAUUCAAUGAGGGAGACACGAUCGAAUGUGCCUUGGCGGGAGCUAAAACUAGGGUAGCUCCACUGAAGUUCCUGUCAAUCCCGCGAUCUGAGCUCCAAGCGGCUCUUCUUGGUGCGCGGCUUGCAGACACUAUACUGUCGUCUCUGUCCAUCAAGGUCUCGAAGCGGUUUUUCUGGACGGACUCCAAGGACGUGCUCUGCUGGUUAGGAUCUGACCAUCGGCGAUACAGCCAAUUUGUCGCCUUCCGGGUCAGCGAGAUCCUAGAGUCGACGGAGAUUAGUGAAUGGCAGUGGGUUCCAACGAAGCUGAACGUGGCCGAUGAUGGAACAAAGUGGGCACGAACUCCAGAUUUAUCUGCACAAAGUCGCUGGUUCAGGGGGCCAGAAUUCCUUUGGCGAGAACAACAGGAGUGGCCUGUCUCGACAGGCUUCGGAAAAACUACCGACGAAGAGCUGCGCCCACACUUGCUAUUCCACGAAUCAACAACAAAACCAGUUAUCGAUCCACAAUACUUCUCUCGCUGGAGUCCUCUGCUUCGUCGCACAACGUAUGUUCUCCGGUACGUUCAGAACCUGAAGCGGUCCACAAGAAAGGAACAACGUGUCAAUGGGUCGCUAACUCAGCAGGAACUGGUUAGAGCUGAAAACUACUUGUUCCGCCUAGCACAGUCCGAAGGUUACGCGGACGAGAUCGCCACGCUGGCAGCGGGAUAUCACCAAACGAGUCCACAAGGAAGGAUCAUUCGGAACAACCCACUCUUUCGAAGUGCCUUCCUCGACGAAAACGGAGUUGCCCGAUUCCGAGGUCGAACGAAGGCGUGCGCAUUCGUCGAUCGUGAUGCUGCUGAACCCAUUAUUCUUCCUCGUCGUCAUCAAGUCACCCGACUAAUUAUAGCUGAGGCCCAUGAGCGGUUCAACCACCAGAACCACGCAACGAUUGUCAACGAGCUCCUGCAACGGUACCGCAUUCCUCGACUGAAAGCGACCUACAACGCUGUUCGGAAAUACUGUCAGCAGUGCAAGAAUGACCUAGCAAAACCACUUCCUCCGAUGAUGGGUGAUCUUCCGCAGUCACGCCUGGCUGCAUUCAGUCGUCCCUUCACCUACAUGGGGGUGGAUUAUUUCGGUCCAAUAUUAGUAUCGGUGGGCCGACAUUCUGAAAAACGGUGGGGGGUUCUCGCGACCUGUCUGACCACACGCGCCAUCCACUUGCAGAUCGCUCACACACUGACCACCGACUCCUGCGUAAUGGCAAUUCGAAACGUCAUGGCUAGGAGAGGAGUUCCUGCUGUGAUCUACAGUGACCGUGGGACCAACUUCCAGGCUACCAGCAAGGAACUAAAGGCGGCAAUCGAGCUACUCGAUCAAAAUAGACUGGCCAGCGAGUUCACUACGAGUCGUACCCAGUGGACAUUUAUUCCACCGGUUUCACCACACAUGGGUGGAGCAUGGGAACGGCUGAUCCGUAGCGUGAAGCAAAACCUAGCUAAGGUACAACCUAGCAGACUACCGACCGACGAAGUGUUGCAGAAUGCGAUGGUGGAGGUUGAAAACAUCGUCAACUCUCGACCAUUGACGGACCUUCCCGUAGACGGUGAUGAGUCACCCGUAUUGACACCCAACCACUUCUUGCUAGGGUCAGCAAACGGCCUCAGAUCAUGGGUUCCGUUCAACGAUAGUCCCGUGCUACGGAGGAACUGCUGGAUCCAGUCACAAAUUAUGGCUGACAAGUUCUGGAAGCAGUGGGUACGAGACUAUCUACCCUGUCUUACGCGAAGAACGAAGUGGUUCACUCCAGCGACUCCAAUUACUGUCGGUGAUACUGUGGUGAUCGUUGACGCGAAGCUAUCCAGAAACUGCUGGCCUAAGGGCAGAGUUAUCGCUACGCAUCAGGCUCCAGACGGACAGGUACGGUGGGCGACAGUACAAACAGCGUCUGGUGGAAUAUACGAGCGCCCGGCAGUUUCGUUGGCUGUGCUCGACGUAGGCGUUAGGACGAAUACGCUAUCGGAUGAUCCUUCGCGCAUUCCGGGGGGAGUGUUGUCUACGCCCGUCGGUAACUAGAGCGUCGGUGCCCCCACUCGACGCCACAUCACUGCGCGCCACACCUGGCGCUGGCGAAGGGAUCGGCUGCGAUACCAAGGAUAGACAACAAACCAAUCAGACAAAAGAAGAUACUAAUUACAUGAUAUAGUGAAGGUCUAUUAUUAAAAUCUAAAUUCGUCCUAUAAUCUAGUGCUAAAACCUAAGUUAAUCUAUCUAGUGUUUAUACCUUGACCGUAAAUACUAAAUUCAAGAUAAGGUGAGGUGUAGUGUAUGGGAAAAGAUCGAUUUGCUUACAGAUUAGUGUUCUUACAAAUAGGUUACAACUACGGCUAGAAACUAAGGAGAAAUUAGUGCUAUACUAUAAAUACUACAAACUACUGCUAGAUCUACACAAGUGAACGCUAAAGCUGCGCAUAGCUAGGGAUGCUCAAGACGCAUUCGGAGUAUUAUGUGGAAGAGAAGUUGAAUUGCUAAAAGAAUUUAUAACCUCCCUAUUACUCGGUAAUAAACGUUAAUGAAUUCGGCAAAUUCAGGCGACAUCCGCAACUAUUCUUCCAACAAACAUCAAUUUU